CACAGCACGAGCGAAGCUUGGAAGGAUCCGAUCGCGAUGCAUGAGGGAUGAUCUUUCGGCUGGUUUGGCUGCAGGAAGGGCGGAUCUUUUCGCCGCCCUGACUCUGGCAGCACCUUCUUCUGUUUGUGGAAGGAAGGUGACGCCUGGGCCCUGGAGUCCUCCGUUUAAAAGCCUUUUGAAGGAGUUGGGAAGCCUUCUCUGGUCAAUUCUUUGUACGGUUGCUUGGAAGAGGCCUCUGUGUUUGGAAAAGGAGCAUGUGGUGGUGUUGUUGGUGAAUCUUGUCGCAGCGCUUGGCGACUCCCCCUUUCUGCACCCUCUGCUUCAAUUCUGGUGCAGCAAUGGCUAAGCUUAGCAUAUCCAUUGCUGAUACCAGCGAGGCCCCCUUGGCUUCUCUGGAAACACAGCGCUCCAGUGGUCCAGCUCCCUUCUUGAGCAAGACGUUUCAGCUGGUCGAUGAUGUCAGCACAGACGACAUUGUCUCGUGGGGGAAGCAUGACACCAGCUUCAUUGUGUGGAAACCGAUGGAGUUUGCCAGGGACCUCCUCCCAAAUUACUUCAAGCACAACAAUUUCUCCAGCUUUGUCCGGCAAUUGAACACCUACGGCUUCCGCAAAGUCGUCCCUGACCGGUGGGAGUUUGCCAAUGAGUCAUUCAAGCGCGGCGAGCCUCAUCUGCUCUCUGAGAUCCACCGCCGCAAGUCGUCCGCCAUCUCUCCUUCCAGCAGCGGCGGCGGCGCCGCCUCCCUCCCCUCCCCAGACAUCUGCCCCCCCGACUCCCCUGACAGCAUCAUUUGCGACCAGUUUGAACCUCCUGGGGGAGAGGCCAGCCCACCUGCACAGCCCGGCAAUGCCCCCUUAGGACAGAUCCCCGGGCAGUCUUUGUCGGUGGAGAACGAGCGGUUGACUCGCGACAAUGUGCUGUUGCUCAACGAGUUGACGCGGGUGAGAAAGAUGUACGAUGAUGCGGUGGUGUUCAUCCAGUACCAGGCGCGGGUGGCGAUGCAGAUGCGGGGGGGUCCGUUCUUGCAUCCUGGUGCGCAUAUGCAGAACCCAAUGGCGGCAUAUGCCACCCUGAUGCAGCACAUGCCGGGUUGUGUCAAUCCCGCUAUGUCGGGAUUCUCUACCGUGGACUAUGAUGGGAAGGGGAAGGAGAUGUUUCCUGGGUAUGCUGCCCAGGCGGGGGGAGUGCCGAAUCUGAACAGGUCAAAGUCCGAGGGGGCACCGGUGGAAGGUCACGCAGAGGGCUCUGCACAGCGAUUUGCGAGCCCCUGUGUGGGUUACCCUGGGUUUCCUCAGGGAUUUCAGCACUACCGGAGUACUGAGGGCUCAAGGGAUGAGCGGGGCCCGAAGUUGUUUGGGGUUUGUCUCGAUGCAGAGGGGACGAGACGAAGGGAGGGGGAGGAGCUUGCUAGGGGGGGAGAGAAGAGAGUAAAGCGGGAGGCUGCCUAAAGUAUUGGUUCGAUGCAUUGAUUGGCAUAGAUCAUGGGGGUGGGGUUGAAUCUAGGUUGUCUUGUAUAUUAGAAGUCAGCGACUGGUAGAGCCACUAGAUCUGGUGGAUAUUUUUUGGCGGAGGAGAGGGCCUGGUCGCCCUCAUGCUUCGCUCAUUGGCAAGCAUAGCUGAAAUGUCUGCACAUCGCUUUGAGCAGAUGUGAUUGCCCUGAAGUUGGUUUAGUUAGGGUCGCAGGGCAGGUUUCAUUGACAAGCCACAUAAACGUCCACUCUUUUAAAAGAACAAGACAGCCCACAUUGGGCUUUAGACGCUAUGAACAGUAGCCAGUGCCCGAGACCAACGGCUCGACCUAUGCUUUUCCACACCAGCCUGUACAAAAUUCUUUCCACAGCGAGGCAGAAAAGACUCGCUGUGUGGCUUAGGAUCGAGACUGGCUAAGGACACGGUAGAAAGACAUAUGUCCCUAUUGUGCACGUACAGGACAAAUGGCCUCAGGCCAAAUUUUGAUUGCAAGCAGUUUGCAUUGACCAAUAAAUUCAAUUUUAGCACAAUUCUCGAACUUAAGCAGGUCACCGCC
Molecule: messenger RNA, 2026 nt
Organism: Klebsormidium nitens
Lineage: Eukaryota; Viridiplantae; Streptophyta; Klebsormidiophyceae; Klebsormidiales; Klebsormidiaceae
Source: the annotation of a GenBank genome assembly